AUGGGUGUGUCCUGCAGGAUGCUGUGUCUCUAUAACCUAGCUCUCAGGUCUCCAGAUGCUUGCGCAAUCGCUCCUCAGGUCUUUUACUGCAGAUCAACGCAGCAGCAGAACAAAGGGAUUUAUAUGGCUACUUUGUCCUCAUAUUAUGUGGAGGAAAUCAGUUCUGUUAGGAUCAGAGAGGAAUGUGAGGAGGAGGAGGAGGAGGAAUGUGAAGCGGUAGAAGAGGACAUAGAAGACAAGGAUGAAGAAGAUAAAGAAGAGGAAAAGGGUAAGAUGCCAUUAAAAACAAAAGGUGAGGGACCUAAUGUUGAUUCAGACCACAGUGAUCUAGAUGAAUCAGCCAUCCAGAAGCAUCAGAAACCCGCCUGGGCUCCGUGUUUCUACUACAGAGUGGGUAGAGAGGUGUACUCUUAUGUCGGGCAGGAGAUCGUCAUUGAAGAGGGUCUUGACUCCUUCGCAGGCAUGAUAUGGCCAGCUGCUCUGACUCUCUGUCACUACUUGGACACUAAUCGUAAACAGAUCAGCCUCAUUGACAAGGCAGUCCUGGAAAUUGGGGCGGGAACCGGCCUUGUGUCCAUUGUAGCAACACUUCUAGGUGCCUGGGUGACAGCCACAGACCUUCCAGAGGUCCUGAACAAUUUGAGAGUGAACCUGAACAGGAACACCAGGGGCUACUGCAGACACACUCCCCAGGUGGCAGCUCUUUCCUGGGGCUACGACCUGAUGCACACCUACCCUUCAUCUGUGUAUCACUAUGACUACGUGCUGGCGGCUGAUGUGGUCUACCACCACGACUUCCUGGACGAGCUCCUGGUCACCAUGAAGCAUUUCUGCAGACCAGGAACAACUUUGAUCUGGUCCAACAAGGUCAGGUUUGAGACUGAUCUGACCUUCACUGAGAACUUUAAAAAGGCCUUUAACACAACACUGCUGGCCGAGGACGGAGAGAUGAAGAUAUUCAUGGCAACAUGUAGAGGAGAAGGCGGUGUUGGGAUAGAAACCCAAGAUCUGCUUAGCGAGACAGAGGAAGUAAAGAGAGGGGAGGCUGAGGAUGAUGCAGAGCCACGCAAUGGAAAUACAGAGAAAUGCAAAGGACAAGAACUUCAUUUUUCACCGGCUAAAGGAGGGGACAAUAACGAGGAAAACAAGCAUGAGUCUGAUGAAGAAGUAGACGAAGAAGACGCAGAAGAAGAAGAAGAAAAC
Messenger RNA from Labrus mixtus (cuckoo wrasse), 1203 nucleotides. Its product is annotated as protein-lysine methyltransferase METTL21C-like. NCBI's taxonomy places the organism in Eukaryota, Metazoa, Chordata, Actinopteri, Labriformes, Labridae. The annotation marks the transcript as partial. The record is from RefSeq and is a predicted model, not a curated record. Gene Ontology annotation, biological process: peptidyl-lysine methylation. Gene Ontology annotation, molecular function: protein-lysine N-methyltransferase activity. Gene Ontology annotation, cellular component: cytosol; cytoplasm. The transcript has 4 exons.